Carlito syrichta (Philippine tarsier) is the source of this 849-nucleotide messenger RNA. RefSeq names its product family with sequence similarity 124 member B (gene FAM124B). The transcript is spliced from 2 exons. Gene Ontology annotation, cellular component: nucleoplasm. The coding region runs from base 1 to 849 and encodes 282 amino acids. The record is from RefSeq and is a predicted model, not a curated record. NCBI's taxonomy places the organism in Eukaryota, Metazoa, Chordata, Mammalia, Primates, Tarsiidae.
AUGGAUGAGACGCAGGGACCUCUGGCUAUGACCGUCCAUCUCCUUGCCAACUCUGGGCAUGGCUCACUUCUGCAACGGACUCUGGACCAGCUCCUGGAUUGCAUUUGCCCAGAGGUCCGGAUCUUUCAGGUGUCCGAGCGGGCGGGUGCCCUGGAAUUCUACGGAAAGUCUCUUCCCAAGCGGUCCCGGUUCCCGGGGAUGUCUGUGUUGCUCUUCCUGCACGAAAGUCUAGGUGAGGAGCGGCUGUUCCGCGCUCUGGAUGCCCUCCAGCACUCGCCCUGGCAGUGCUACCCCAUCCAGGAUGUGCCAAGGAGACUGUGUCCCUACCUUCUCGCUAACCAGGACUUCUACAGCCUGGACAGCCAGAUGCCCGUUUGGGGGGUCAGGCAGGUGCACUGCGGGACCGAAAUCCUAAGGGUGACGCUCUACUGCAGUUUUGACAACUAUGAGGAUGCCAUCAGACUCUACGAGAUGAUUCUGCAGAGGGAAGCCACACUGCAAAAGAGUAAUUUUUGUUUCUUUGUGCUCUACGCCACCGAGAGCUUUUCCCUGCAGCUCUCCCUGAAGCAGCUGCCCCUGGGAAUGUCGGUGGACCCCAAAGAGUCUUCGGUGCUUCAGUUUAAGGUUCAAGAGAUCGGCCAGUUAGUGCCUCUGCUACCCAAUCCCUGCAUUCCCAUCAGCAGCACCAGGUGGCAGACUCAGGACUACGACGGCAACAAGAUUCUGCUCCAGAUGGUCCCAUGGGAAGCUGGACUCUUCCACAAGUGCCAGUGGUACCAGCAGGCCUGUGGGGAACGUGACUGUAGAGCUGCAGCCACCCAGCUUGAGUGUAGAAAAGGGAAAGUUUAA